Galeopterus variegatus (Sunda flying lemur) is the source of this 348-nucleotide messenger RNA. Its product is annotated as heat shock protein 105 kDa-like. The record is from RefSeq and is a predicted model, not a curated record. Gene Ontology annotation, biological process: protein folding. The transcript has 3 exons. The coding region runs from base 1 to 348 and encodes 115 amino acids. NCBI's taxonomy places the organism in Eukaryota, Metazoa, Chordata, Mammalia, Dermoptera, Cynocephalidae. Gene Ontology annotation, cellular component: nucleus; cytosol.
AUGUAUGCUAUACGAAGUUAUUACGAAUAUGUGUAUGAGUUUAGGGACAAGCUCUGUGGACCAUAUGAAAAAUUUAUAUGUGAGCAGGAUCAUGAAAAUUUUUUGAGACUCCUCACAGAGACUGAAGACUGGCUCUAUGAAGAAGGAGAGGACCAAGCUAAGCAAGCAUAUGUUGACAAGUUGGAAGAGUUAAUGAAAAUCGGCACUCCAGUUAAGGUCCGGUUUCAAGAAGCUGAGGAACGGCCAAAAAUGUUCGAAGAACUAGGGCAGAGGCUGCAGCACUAUGCCAAGAUAGCAGCCGACUUCAGAAAUAAGGUCAGUCAGUCUUUCUGUACAUACUUGUGGUGA